AUGACAUCCGGGACUACGCAUCACCUGAGGGACCUCGCCAUUUCCAAGGCAAAGGAGAACUAUAUCACCAGAGAACCAUUUGAUAUCCCUCAUGACGAAGAGGAUAGUAUACUCGAUCUAGGUAAUACUUGUAAACGGUCUGGUAUUCAUAAUCUGAACCGAACUGGCUACCAAGAGGAUAAAUGUCGCAAUGUGCUUGUAAGAUACUGUGCACAUAUCCCGAGAAACUACCAGUACAAAGACGGUAUUCAACAGAUCUUUCUCAUUUUACGUGAACAUCUUGGCGACGAGAAUCUCGAUCUUGCUGGUGGUGUGCUUUAUGAACUGAUUGAGGUCGACUGUGAACACUCAGACGACCCGGGCGCGGCCUUUCAACGAUGGAAGCAUGACCAUUUGCGUAGAUAUGCCGACCUCGAGCUCCCUCAUGUUCCUCAUAUGACCACGAUAACUUCAUCCAUCAUUCCUACCAAGCGGCUAUCACAGUGGAGAUUGACACAUCCAAACAGAUAUCCUUUCGUAUUGUCCGAUUCAUCUCCUUCAACUGAUAGGGCAUCAGUUGACCCUAGCUGUAUACGGCACCGAAAGGCAUGGAUGAUUGACCAUACACUAUACAUAUCAUCACGAAAUGAUGGUACUCGCCCACUCAAUAGUCCAAACCCGAAAGAAUUCCAUGAGAGGCAGUGGGACAACGAGUAUGGAUCUCAAGGCAGACUUAUCGAAGAGCGAGAUGUACCCAUUACCUCCUUGGGCCGACCCAGCGAAACGUCACCCCCAGGUACCGCAGACAAUCUUCUCAAUUCCUCGAGCCACCGAAAGGGAUUGCGGCGUUACUCCUCCGGAUUUAGUCUCCUUCAAAGGCUAAUGAAUAGUAUCUCUCAGCAUAGACUUAAUCUUGGGACUAUACGGAAACGACGUACUUGGAGGCCAGGUGCUCUUAUAUUCCAGCAGGCACCUCCACCUCCUGAGGAUAAAGAAGCCAGUACUGGUGUCACCACAGUACCCCUUCCAAUCGGCUGCCAAGUACCAAAUGCGAUCUUCGCCAGAAAGUACUCAUUGGUCCAGGCCAGCGAUUCGCUACCCGAAUCCCUUGCUUUGAGACAUAUGCCUACUGCUGAAUCAAAGGCGACCGAUACAAUAUUAGAAGCUGUAACUCAUGGGCUGCUCGACAAGGAACAGCCCUGGUUGUUUCGUGGCCCCUUCACACCACAACUAGGUUUUGAUGGAGGGCUGGACUAUCAGUGGACUCCUCAGGAGCCAACUAUUACUUUCAGAAGUUUCCACGUGGAUACCCUAGCCCAAGAUAUGACCGACCUAAACCUCGGUAGUGACUCAGAAGGAGGAAAGCUAAAAAGAAAAGAAAAUUAUGUGGCCCUGAAGCGGACUUCGACAAAACGACAAGGGAUCGUUUUCGGCUUAGCUGCGGGAGUCAAUGGUAACGAUGAUGGCUCUAUUCAAAGAUCUCCAAACUACACCAUCUCGAGCAGGCUUACAUACGGCGAUCCAAGCAUAGCCAUACCACGCGGAAUUAAUGGAACAGUGUGCGUAUCGCUACAGGCAGAUAAACCUUUGACUCCAACCACCCAAGGAGACUUGAUGCUCCAGACUUCUAAAGGGGGCGAGUCAUCAAGUACAGGAAGGCAAAACUGUGCAUUUCGCCGCCGAGAUUCAUCGCUUUUCCAGAACAUUGAGUUCACAAUACCGAUAAAAGGCCCCGAAUUGGAAAACCCAACACCGCACCGGAAGAUUACCAUGAUUGAGUUAGAGCCGAGCCAUAACCCGCCCAUUUCCAAUCAUGACCAUGAUAGAGUGAUUGAAGCUGCGGAUGCUGAAUGUUUCUAUGAUAUCAAGGAAGAGAAAGGGAGCGCUUCAGGGCUUAAUGAGCCAGCUGCUCAUGCGAGGUCAGAUGAACCCUGUUUCUGCGGGGUGUCUCAGGAGAUGACGGCCGAGAAGCUUUGCCCGCGGAAGUUCAAUGAAAGAGAUGGCUGGAAAGGCCGGGGUCUACAAUAUCGUCAACAAGGAAACGAUCUGCUUUCGCAGUAACGCUUAUACACUACAUGUCUGAGGCACAUUUAUAGGAUGAUGAGCCUAGCAUGUUCUUAGAUUUAAAUAGACCUUCC
This is a messenger RNA of Annulohypoxylon maeteangense, 2117 nucleotides long. RefSeq lists its product as uncharacterized. Lineage: Eukaryota; Fungi; Ascomycota; Sordariomycetes; Xylariales; Hypoxylaceae. The transcript is spliced from 5 exons. The record is from RefSeq and is a predicted model, not a curated record. Bases 1 to 2040 code for a protein of 679 amino acids.